Molecule: messenger RNA, 750 nt
Organism: Brachypodium distachyon (stiff brome)
Lineage: Eukaryota; Viridiplantae; Streptophyta; Magnoliopsida; Poales; Poaceae
Product: protein ALP1-like
Exons: 2
Coding region: 1-750 (249 amino acids)
Source: RefSeq, a predicted model, not a curated record
AUGGCUGGUGAUUAUAUUGCACCAAUUGAUCCUACUUUCACACAUGUUCAUGAAAAACUAAAAAAGCCAAGAUUUUGGCCUCAUUUUAAGGAUGCUAUUGGAGCAAUUGAUGGAACACACAUUCCUGUCAUUGUUCCGGCUGAGCUGAAAGUCAUUCAUACCAAUAGGAAGGGCUAUACAAGUCAAAAUGUCCUGGCAAUGUGUGACUACGAUAUGAGAUUCAUUUUUGCUGUUCCUGGUUGGCUUGGAUCUGUCCAUGACACUCGUGUAUGGAGUGAUGCUAGGGCGGAAUAUGAUACUUUCCCACACCCUCCACAAGGAAAAUAUUAUCUUGUUGAUUCCGGAUAUCCAAACAGAGUUGGGUACUUAGCUCCAUACAAAGGGCAACGGUACCAUGUACCCGAAUUUGAAAAUGCUCCUCCUGUUGGGAUGCAAGAGAUGUUCAACUAUUGCCAUUCAUCUCUACGCAAUGUCAUUGAACGAGCAUUUGGUGUACUCAAGAGGAAGUGGCCAAUUCUACAAGGCAUACCAGCCUAUCCAGUGUUGAAGCAGAAGAUGAUAGUUAGUGCAUGCAUGUGUUUGCAUAACUACAUUCGUGACAGUAAGCUGCGUGAUGAGCAUUUUGAUAGAUUUGAGAGGGGGGCCUAUGUUCAUGAGGAUGGGCCGACAGGCGUCAAUGCUUUAGUUGGAACCGAUGAUGGCACCAUGAGUGCGAUACGUGAUGGUAUUGCAGCGAGUUUGGUAGCUUGA